AUGAUAGCUGAGGUAGUUGAGAUUAUCGAGACAGUUGCAGAGUCGAAGGUUAUCGAUGAGGUAGUUACUAAGAAGGUCGGUGAAGUAGUUUCUGAGAGUGUUGUUGUUUCUGGUUCUGAAGUGGUUGAGGAAGUAGUUACUGAGAUGGUAGAUGAAGUUUCUGAAGUGGUGGUUGAAGAAGUUGUUGAGGUUGGUGAUCAAGUGAUUCCGGAGGUUGUUGAAAAGGUUUCUACAGAUAGUUCUGCAGAAGCUGAGGAAUCAGUGACUGAAAUGAUCAUGGAGGAGGACGAAGAGGCAGAAACGUCGUCACAACCGCAAACUAGGGCAACGACCUUAAACCGAGACCGAGAAGCCGGCCGUGAUAAUUUAGUGGCCGAUUAUUUUGCCGAUGAACCUGUGUACACGGACGCGAUGUUUCGAUGUCGGUUUCGAAUGAGUCGUCAACUGUUCUUACGUAUCGCAGAGGACUUGGCGCAGUCUGAUCUGUUUUUCACACUACGAUACGACGCUAGGGGCCGUAGGGGAUUCACCACUUUACAGAAAUGUACGUCGGCCAUUCGCCAACUGGCAUAUGGGACGGCACCCGAUUCAUUGGACGAGUAUUUAAGGAUGUCCGAAAGAACUGCACGUGAAUGUUUGCACAGGUUUUGCGAAUGGACCGUGAAGUUAUAUAGCGAGAAAUAUAUACAGAAAUCAAACGCAAACGACGUCUAA
This is a messenger RNA of Helianthus annuus (common sunflower), 714 nucleotides long. RefSeq lists its product as uncharacterized. The record is from RefSeq and is a predicted model, not a curated record. The coding region runs from base 1 to 714 and encodes 237 amino acids. The transcript has 3 exons. NCBI's taxonomy places the organism in Eukaryota, Viridiplantae, Streptophyta, Magnoliopsida, Asterales, Asteraceae.